Molecule: messenger RNA, 3276 nt
Organism: Vicugna pacos (alpaca)
Lineage: Eukaryota; Metazoa; Chordata; Mammalia; Artiodactyla; Camelidae
Gene: SACK1E
Product: family with sequence similarity 83 member E
Biological process (GO): signal transduction
Molecular function (GO): protein kinase binding
Source: RefSeq, a predicted model, not a curated record
UUGGCCACUGGUCUGGAGGAAAGGAGCUCCCUGGGUUCUGGGGUUGGAAGGAGGCGCUGCUGGUUUGCAGGGGUACGAGGUCCUCAGACCAGAGGUUGGGUCAGGAGCUUGAAAGGGGACCAGAAGGGAUGUGGAGUGGUCCUUGGCCAGGAAUAAAUGGGUGGUCUGAUAGCAGGAGAGAAUGGGAUUAAGGUAGCAGUCCCGACUGUAGGACAGACGGAGACGACUGGUGGCCCGGGAGACAGGCAGGGGCAGUAGCCUGAGGAACAGUGGCUAGUUAGUCGUGUCCUCAAUGUAGAUGGGCUGGUUCCAUAGUAAUGAAACCCCCGCCGAGGACAUCCACCACUGGGGCAGCCCGAGUGGGUGUGAAGGUCUGGGGAGCAGAGUCCUCAACCCAGAGGAGACUGACCUAGUUCCCCAGCUGGGGAGGGGUGAUGCCAAGACAGGGCUGGAGUGUGUUCUUCUACGGCUGAGAGGAGACCCAGAGAGGGCUUCCAGGAUGGUCAGCCAGUGAGAGCUGGUGAGCCAGGUCGGUCGUCGGGAGAAACAGAUUUGAACGGAGCCAGCUGGGAGCUGCUCCCAGCAGUCAGGUAUUGAGCUUGUCAGUUGGAAGCAAUUAGUGUCUUCUAGACGAAGAAACAACCAGAGAGGGUUAGUCUGAUGUGCCGUUGGCCGGGGGCAAACAGGCAGCCCGCCCUGCCUUUAACCAGGGACAGAGACGAGCAGACAGCCUGUGACCUGGAGAUGGCGGUGGGGUCAGCCUGAGCCAGCUGCAGGGUCAGUUGGGGCACUGUAGAGCCAGUGGGCUAGAGGUGGAGGUCGUGUCGUGUAGCAGAGAUGGGCAGCUAGUUGGAGACGGUGUCAGGUGGUCAGCCUGACCCUUAGAGGCUGGCAGGACGCUCAGAUGGCUGGUGGUCUGUUGGUCUGAACCCCAUAUGAUAAGUAAUCAGAGACAGCCAAGCCCUUGGAUACCCAGCUUCACCGUCCUCUCACCUGAGUGGUCCGAUGGCGGCCUCCCAGCUGGCAGCACUGGAAGGAACGGAGUCGGGCGCUGGGGGGCUGCCCCUCACUGAGGCCAGCCCCAGCUGCCUGUACUCCGAGGGCCAGCGGCUGGCGCUGGAGGCUCUGCUGAGCAAGGGCGCAGACGCGUUUGAGGCCUGCCUACAGCGCGAGGGGCUGCGGCACUUCCUGAGUGGAGAUGAGGUCCGGGGCCUGGAGGCGGCAGCCGAGGACUGGACAGCAGCCAAGCAGGAGUCUGGCAGGGCAGCUGAUGGAGCCACCGCUGCUGACGGGGACUUGGGCAGCCUGACCUACUGGCCUGGACAGUCGGAGGAGCCAGUGCCCAUGCUGCGGCUGGGCUGGCCGGAGGACUCGGCCUGGAAGGGUAUCACCCGGGCACAGCUGUACACUCAGCCGCCUGGUGAGGGCCAGCCAUCCCUCAAGGAGCUGGUGCGCCAGGAAAUCCAGGCCGCCCACAAGCUGGUGGCUGUAGUCAUGGACAUCUUCACUGACCCAGACCUGUUUUCGGACCUGGUGGAUGCAGCCACACGCCGCCGGGUGCCCGUCUACCUGCUCUUGGACCGUCAGCAGCUGCCUGCCUUCCUGACACUGGCCCAGCAGAUGGAGGUGAACCCCUGGGCCACUGAGAAUCUGGACAUCCGAGUCGUACGGGGCUGCAGUUUCCAGAGCCGCUGUGGUCGGCAGGUGAGCGGCAAUGUUCAGGAGAAGUUUGUGCUGCUGGACAGCGAGAGGGUCGUCUCAGGAUCCUACAGCUUCACAUGGAGUGACUCACGCCUGCACCGGGGCCUGGUGACUCUGCUGACCGGUGAGAUUGCCGAUGACUUCAGCCGUGAGUUCCGGACACUGUAUGCAGCCUCCUGGCCACUCCCGCCCGCGCCCACCCCAGGACCCUUUGUCAGAGCCCCGGGGGAGCUGCAGCUGGCGCACAGCCCGCACCGUGUGGCCCACCGCCGCUCCAUGGCCCCCGCAUUGCCGCCACCACUACCUGAUGGCUCGCUGGCCCAGCGCCUGGCCGCCUGCCGGAUCUUCAAGGAGGACUGGCAGGAGACCCCAGCCAUGCCAGGGCCAGCUCUCAGCGACAUCCUGAGGAGCGUACAGCGCACCCGGACCCCCAGUGGCCCCCCGGCUCGGCCCAGCCGCUCUCUAUGGGACCUGAGCCGCCUGUCCGAGCUGUCAGGCUCCAGUGACGGUGACAAUGAGCUCAAGAAGUCCCGGGGCUCCAAGGACACCCCAGCCAAGGCCCUGAUGAGGCAGCGGGGCACUGGAGGGGCUCCCUGGGGUGAGGCAGACUCCCGUCCGUUGGCCUGGUCCCAGCCCUGGGGCAGCACCCUGUCCCCCAUCCCUGCCCGCCGCCUCCGCUACCUGUCCCCGACCCAAAGGAGGCUUGGUAAAGAUGCUGCAUGCAAACUCCCAGAACCCAGAGGCGUUCGGCAGCCAGACCGGGCCGCCCAGCCAGGAAUCCAGGGGUGGCCCUGACAGAAGCCAAAGCCAAAUGGGACUGGCCUGUCUCAGGAUAUUUGGACAACUGUCACUUGAAGCCCCUAGCCUUGCUAUCAUGCCUUGGACAAGGCUUCUGGCCUCAGCGUCUGGGAAGCGGAAAGGGGUUUUAUUUUUGUUUUUGUUUUUUUCACUUGUUCUAGACCGUGGGCAAGCCCCAGUGCCCACUCUAGACCUCAGUGUCACAGCCUAGAAAAUGGGCAGAAAGUCUCCUCUGGCUGGGAGCUAGAACAGCACACAUCCUUUUCUGGCUGGAUCAGAACUUCUCUGAGGAAAGGCCUGGCUGAGUGGCUCCCAGGCUGGAAUUGUGUGGGGUGAAGAUGGGGAGUCCCUGAGACAAAGGGGAAACUUCUGCACCCACUGUGCUCAGGAGCUGAGGAUAAACUGAGCUUGGCUGGGGAGAGGAGAGAGCCCCAUCCAGGGCCCAGUGCUGAAUCGGGAGGGACUGGAAAUCGGUGAGGACACACCUGCUGGGGAACAGGCCAAGGCCAUGGAGAGGGACCCAGCAGGAGCUGGGACUGUUUUGUGGGUACCAGUGGGUGAAUUGUUGGGGCUGCCUUUUACCUCUGCCUAGAAUAAAGCUGCUUCAUGCCAGGAACUUGCAUUUCCACAGCCCAGUGGGAGGCCCAGGAGUCCAGGCCCCCAGCCCCCUCCUCCCCCAAGGAUCCAGGAGUCGAGGCCGCAGCACCCUCACCCUGGGGAAGUCGGGUGCCCAGCGCUGGCCUCCCUGCCCUACCUUUGCCUCUGGGCGAGACUUCC